Nyctereutes procyonoides (raccoon dog) is the source of this 1650-nucleotide messenger RNA. RefSeq names its product hypoxanthine phosphoribosyltransferase 1 (gene HPRT1). Gene Ontology annotation, biological process: purine ribonucleoside salvage; guanine salvage; IMP salvage. The transcript is spliced from 10 exons. The coding region runs from base 516 to 1046 and encodes 176 amino acids. Lineage: Eukaryota; Metazoa; Chordata; Mammalia; Carnivora; Canidae. The record is from RefSeq and is a predicted model, not a curated record. Gene Ontology annotation, molecular function: hypoxanthine phosphoribosyltransferase activity; magnesium ion binding.
GGCUUGGCGGCGGCGGCGGCGGCCUAGAGCGCAACGGCAAGCAAACCUCUCCGCUUUCCCGCGGGUCGCCGCCUUCUGCAGGAGAACCUCCGCCUCCUCUGCUGCAACGCCGGCUUCCUCCUGUUCAGGCUGCCGUCAGCCCCCGCGCCCGCCGGCUUCGUAAUGGCGACCCGCAGCCCCAGCGUCGUGGUACCACCACAUCGAUAUUAUUAAAUACUUUGUAUGCUGGGUACUCGGCAUACAAAGACAACCAAUAUAUGGUUCUACUUAAACAAUCUUGGAGUAUCUGCUAUGAAGGCACGUCAUGAAUUGAUUAUAAAAAUUUCAGACUUCUAACAAGCUUGGGUUUUUAAGAAAUCACUUAGCUUUUUAGGUGACCCCCCCACCACCACGAGGUGAGAGAGGCUGGAUUUGAGAUUAGUGAUGAUGAACCAGGUUAUGACCUAGAUUUAUUUUGUAUACCUCAUCAUUACGCUGAGGAUUUGGAAAAAGUGUUUAUUCCUCAUGGACUAAUUAUGGACAGGACUGAGCGGCUUGCUCGAGAUGUGAUGAAGGAAAUGGGAGGCCAUCACAUCGUAGCCCUCUGUGUGCUCAAGGGAGGCUAUAAAUUCUUUGCUGACCUGCUGGAUUAUAUCAAAGCACUGAACAGAAAUAGUGAUGGAUCCAUUCCUAUGACUGUAGAUUUCAUCAGACUGAAGAGCUACUGUAAUGACCAGUCAACAGGGGACAUAAAAGUAAUUGGUGGAGAUGAUCUCUCAACUUUAACUGGAAAGAAUGUCUUGAUUGUUGAGGAUAUAAUUGACACUGGGAAAACAAUGCAGACUUUGCUUUCCUUGGUCAAGGAGCAUAAUCCAAAGAUGGUCAAGGUUGCAAGCUUGCUGGUGAAAAGGACCCCUCGAAGUGUUGGCUAUAAACCCGACUUUGUUGGAUUUGAAAUUCCAGACAAGUUUGUUGUAGGAUAUGCCCUUGACUAUAAUGAAUACUUCAGGGAUUUGAAUCAUGUUUGUGUCAUUAGUGAAACUGGAAAAGCAAAAUACAAAGCCUAAGAUGAGAGUUCGAGUUGAGUUUGGAAGCAUCUGGAGUCCCAUUGAAUUCAUACCAUCGGUAGAAUGUUCUAGUUCUGUGGCCAGCUGCUUAGAGCUUUAUUGCAUGUAUUCUCUCAAGAAUUUUAUCCGUUUUGUAUUUUAGAAAUGUCAGUUGCUGCAUUCCUGAAGUCUUUAUUUGCAAUAUGAGCUUAUAGACUAUCCAUUCCCUUUGGGUGGAUUGUUGUUUGACUUGUGAAUGAAAAAAAUCUCUUAAACCACACCACUAUCGAAUGAAAAUAUUGAAAUUGUAUCUGUAAGAAACAUUUAAAGAGGAGAUAUAUUAGUUUUUUAAUUGGUAUUUUAAUUUUUAUAUAUUCAGGAAAGAACAGAAGUGAUUGAAUAUUGUUAAUUAUACCACUGUGUGUUUAGAAGAGUAAGGAGCAGUCAGUUUUCAUAUCAACGACAGCAUUUAAAGUAUUGUUCUGUUGAAUAAAACAUAUGACCUGGAAUUAUUUUACUGUUUCAGUAGUAUUACCUGUAUUUUCUCACUUGUUUGGAUGAUUUCCGGUGAAUCUGUGUCAACAGUUCCUUUUAAAUACAAAUCAAUAAAUUCCAAAAAACUUUA